Engraulis encrasicolus (European anchovy) is the source of this 1209-nucleotide messenger RNA. Its product is annotated as C-C motif chemokine 26-like. The transcript has 3 exons. The coding region runs from base 127 to 501 and encodes 124 amino acids. Gene Ontology annotation, molecular function: chemokine activity. Lineage: Eukaryota; Metazoa; Chordata; Actinopteri; Clupeiformes; Engraulidae. The record is from RefSeq and is a predicted model, not a curated record. Gene Ontology annotation, cellular component: extracellular region. Gene Ontology annotation, biological process: immune response.
GCGAGUCAGAACCAGAGCGCGGCCCUACUUUGUUUCCAGAUGCAGCGUCUGUCUAACGAUUCUUAAUACGGGUGUGGAUGCGUUUGAGGUUUUACACCCCUGAGGACCUCAGUGGCUGAAACAACAAUGAUGAAGCUCCUCUCCGCUCUGCUGCCGUGUGCGAUUCUGCUACUAUGCUACACCACAAGAGGAGCAGCCCAUGGCCGCAUCACCUCGUGCUGCCUGAAGACGAGUGAUACUCGGGUGCGGAUGCCGCUGCUGCAGUCCUACCACCUCCAGAAGAGGGCUAUGUGCUACGGCAUCGAUGCUGUCCGUUUCACAACAGUCAAAGGAACAAAGAUUUGUUCGGACCCGUCGUUGCCGUGGACCAAGAAAGCCGUGGCCUUCCUCCAGAAGAGGCAGAAGCAUCAGGCCUGGAACAGCGCCAACUCGCACGACUUACACAAGCUAACGCCUAAACACAACUCAACCUCUAAUCUCAAACACAUCUCACACUGGUAACCUCUUUCUCUCUAACACUUACGAAUAACGGUCCCUUCAACAUUUUAUUACCAUGCUAACAUUGACUAGUUAAAUAAUUAUAAACAACAUUUAUAAAUGUUUGUAAAUUAGUAAAAAUCAACUUACAACCGCACAGUGGAGUGGUAAUCAGCUCCCUACUGGGUUAGUUUUAAAUGUGUUUGCCUUCCAUGUACAGUGGUUUCAUAUAUUUUGCUCUUUGGAGGACAAACUUCCAGGACUGCUGCUGCUGUGCUGUGUCUGCUGUGUUAACAUAAGAUUUUUUGACAUUUUCUGACAUUUGUAAAUGUUUGGUUGACGGUCAGUUCAUUUUUUACAAAGUGUUAAAUCUUUUUAUGGGACCUUUGUUCUAAAGUGUUACUGUACCUCUUUCUCCCUUAUUGUAAACUGACUCAUCUACGUGUAUUGUAACCUGACAUCUAUCCCUCCUUUGCUGAAUGUCAUAUCAGUAAAUAGCCUUACAAACUGAAGAAGGCCUAGAAUGGAAAUAUAUUUGUUUGUUCCAAUAUAUUUCAUUUAAUUAUUUUUAUUACAAAAAAAAAACCAAGGCUGCAGCCUAUUGUAGGCCUAGUAGUUUAUCCUCACUUUAAUGUAACUUGACUCUCCUGCAUGUUUUGCUGUCUAUUGACUUACUGCCUGCUGUCUUACUUGCCUAUGUUUAUCGAAGAUGAUAUUAAAAUAUUUCUUUAU